Miniopterus natalensis is the source of this 2734-nucleotide messenger RNA. RefSeq lists its product as uncharacterized. Gene Ontology annotation, molecular function: RNA polymerase II cis-regulatory region sequence-specific DNA binding; DNA-binding transcription factor activity, RNA polymerase II-specific. Gene Ontology annotation, biological process: regulation of DNA-templated transcription. The record is from RefSeq and is a predicted model, not a curated record. NCBI's taxonomy places the organism in Eukaryota, Metazoa, Chordata, Mammalia, Chiroptera, Miniopteridae.
GCUCUCGCGAGCGGUCGCGUUUGUUUCUACCUACCCCUCGCGGCUCCACGUGACUGGCUCGCCGUCUCACCUGCCUGGGAGGAGGGGCUGCGAGGGGGACCCCGGGAGCCUGGAGCUUCGCCUCGGGAUGAACUCAGUGGUCUUUGCGGAUGUGGCUGUGAACUUCACCCCAGAAGAGUGGGCUUUGCUGGAUCAUUCUCAGAGGAAGCUCUACAGAGAUGUGAUGCUGGAGACCUGCAGGAACCUGGCCUCGGUGUAUUGUUACACUCAAGUUAAAACCAGUGACUCUAGUUCUCAGAAGAAUAUUUUGGACAAUGAAAUACUCACUGAAGAGAAAACAGUAAGACUUACAAGAAAUGAUUUUUGGUCAGUUUUUGGUGAGAACCAGCUGCUUAAUAACAGUGGAGAUCAGCGUCUAACCCAGGAGAUGCCUUUUGGAAAUCAUUUGCAGGAGGGUCUCUGUGGAACUAAUGAAGCUAAUCAAUGUGGACACACACUGAACCGAAUUACAAAUCUCUCUGUGCAUGAGACAGAUUUGACUGGACUUCACCCCAGUGAAUGCACUACAUCUGGAAAAGUCUUCCUGGAAUGUUCUUUCCUUCAGCAUCAGGAAAGAUCUCAAACUGGACACAAGCCUCACCCAUGUGGGGAACAUCAGCAAGCCUGCAGGUGUGUCUCACACCUAGGUACUCAGGUGGAAACAGACCCUGUAAAGAAACCCUACCAAUGUCAGGAUACUGGGGGUGUACCUAAGAGAUACAUGAACAACUUGAGCAGUAAAAAAAUUCUUUUUGAGUGUGAGAAAUGCGGAAAAGCUUUAAGUUGUUCCUCUUCCCUUCAAGAUAAUGUAAGGACGCACAGUGGAGGUAAAUCCUAUGAAUGUAAGCAGUGUGGCAAAGUCUUCAGGUUUCCCUCAUCCCUGAGAAAACAUGUGAGAAUUCAAACUGGAGAGAAAGCUACUGUGUGUAAGCACUGUGGCAAGGCUUUCAGUUGUUAUCCCUCUUUUCAAAGACAUAUGGAAACACACAGUGGGGAGAAACCCUAUGAAUGUAAGCAGUGUGGAAAAGCCUUCAGGCGGUUGUCAUCCCUACAAGAACAUGCAAGAAUCCACUCUGGAGAGAAACCCUAUGUGUGUAAGGAAUGUGGGAAAGCCUUCGGUUAUCGCUGCAACCUUCAAGUACAUGGUAGAAUUCACAGUGGGGAGAAACCCUAUGUAUGUAAGGAGUGUGGGAAAGCCUUCAGUCAGCCAAGCUCUUUUAAAAAUCAUGUGAGAACACACAGUGAGGACAGACCCUAUGAAUGUAAGGAGUGUGGGAAAAGAUUCAGGAUUUCCACCCACAUGCGAGAACACAAGAGAACACACACUACACAGAAACCCUAUGAAUGUAAGGAGUGUGGGAAAGCCUUUAGAUGUCAAGCCUCCCUUCAAGUACAUGCAAGAAUGCACACUGGGGAGAAACCCUAUAAAUGUAAGAAGUGUGGGAAUGCCUACAUUUAUUAUUCAUCUCUUCAAACUCAUGUGAAAAUGCACACUGGGGAGAAACCUUAUGAAUGCAAGGAGUGUGGGAAAGCUUUCAGUUGUCACUCCCACCUUCGAGAACACGUAAGAACACACACUGGGGAGAAACCCUAUGAAUGUAAGGAGUGUGGAAAAGCCUUCAGUUGUCACUCCCAUCUUCGAGUACAUGUGAGAAUGCACACUGGGGAGAAACCCUAUGAAUGUAAGGAGUGUGGAAAAGCCUUCAGUUCUCACUCUCAUCUUCGAGUACAUCUGAGAACACACACUGGGGAGAAACCCUAUGAAUGUAAGGAGUGUGGGAGAGCUUUCAGUUAUUCAUCAUCACUGCAGCGACACAUGAGGAAGCACAGUCAAGACAAACCCUGUGAAUAAGAGGAAUGUGGGAAAGCCUCAUCAUGCCUCCCUUUGAGUACAUGCAAGAAUGCACACUGGGGAGAAACCCUAGUAUACAAGGAGUGUGGGAAAGGAUCAGUUCUCACCCCCGCCUUUGAGAACAUGUGAGAAUACACGCUGCAAAGUAAAACCUUAUGAAUGGAAAGAAUAUGCCAAAAUCCUCAGUGUCUUAAUUAUUUAGUAUGUGGAAACUCAGCAGGAAAGUAAUCUUAUAACUUAUAAAUAUGCUCUUGCCUUCGUAAGUGCCUCUUCAUUAAUAGGGAUCCUAUUUCAGUUCUAGUUCAUGUUCUUGAUUGAAGAUUCAAUGACUAGGCUCCUAUAUCUCCCAUCUUCUGUGCUACAUAUAUUUUGUUUAAAUAAUUGUAAAAUUAUAUAUAAUUAGUCUCAUUUUUAAUGCAAUGUCUUUUUGAUAGGUGACAAGUUAGGUAUUCUUUUCAUGUGUAAGUUGACAUACUUUUACUGUGUUUCUAGUAUGCGAUCAUGACAUGAGACCUGUAUUGUUGAAAUUUUUUUUCUGGUCUACUGUUACAUAUACUAGAAUUUUCUGACUCCAUAUGUAUUCUCUGCUUCAGUCUUUAUGAUUGAAACAUGUAUCUUUGACAUUGUUUGUUGGCAGCGAAUACCACAUCUGUGUUUCUCACAGAAAUUAGUAAUUGCUGUAGAAUCUUGGGGGGUGGGGGGACAGUCUUGUCUGAUCAUGUUUAUAAUUUUACCUCUGCUUAUUGGCCUUGAUAUUGUUUGGAAGUUGAACAGGAUACAUUGAGUUACUAAGAGAUCUUGUGGCAUUACAAUAAAAAGUCAUGUCCAGAUGGUUUUACAACA